Molecule: messenger RNA, 2688 nt
Organism: Bursaphelenchus okinawaensis
Lineage: Eukaryota; Metazoa; Nematoda; Chromadorea; Rhabditida; Aphelenchoididae
Source: the annotation of a GenBank genome assembly
AUGUCCCAUCUUAUCCAAGAUGGGUUCCAGUCCAGUGAUGCCGGCUGGAAACUUGGCGUCUACGUCACGGAUCUACAACUAUCUCGUGAGAUCGAAGUUCGAGGAGAUCGUGCUGUAGGCCAGGUUAUGUCACAACUGGUGGGCGAAGUAAAUGACACUCGAGAUUGGUCUGAUCACGCUCUCUGGUGGCCUGUGCUCCGACGAUGGCUGAAACACACCAGAAGCACGUUGGAUCAGGUUGGCGUGACUUCUCAGCAUUAUUUGGAGUUCACUCCUAUGCACAAGGAAGUUCGGUAAGUGGUGGAAAUGGCAAAAUGAAUUUCUCAAAACCUUUUAAAGUCUUGUCGUUAUUUGAUAUAUAUUUAUAUGUAUUUUUACCUUAAAAAACGACAAAACUUUUUAAGAAUAAUUUUUACUUUUUACUUAAAAAAAUGUUAUAAAACUUCAUUUUCAGCGUUGAAAUACCAGAUGGCCAAGUAAUCCCAGCCCAUCUUGACUUCUCCGUCCCAGUCCUUCAAGUAGUGACCAAACUGGCUUCAGAACUCGGAAUCCGUCAUCCAGUUGAGCUCUCACUCAAGCGUGACAUCCCGGCCGAUGUCCUCAAGAAAGGAGCCAACAUUGAAUCUGACAAACCUGUCUCAAUUUCGGCCGCAAAGCCUGGAGAAGAAUCGAUUGGUCCUGGAACGAUGCGCACGUUAAAGCCAAUCCGAGCCGGUACCAUCAAUAAUACAAUGAGACAACAAUCUCCAUCGAUUGCUGGUACUAUUGGUCCUGGACACGCUUUUAACGCCUCGGAAAUUGGUACCAUGCCCAGAGCCGGAACUUUGCCUCGAGGUAUGAGUCCAGGUCCCGCUGCUUACCGUGAAGCUGUUGGCCGAACUCCAGAACCCGGAUUUACUGAACCAUUGGAUAAUGAAGAGUUCGAUCCUCGUUUCGUACAUUCACCACAAAACCGACCGACUAAAGACAGCUUCCGACCACAAAACUUGGUCGAAAAAGCAGCCCUAAACCGCGGAUGGCUCGAUUCAUCUCGCUCGUUGAUGGAACAAGGUAUUCAGGAAGGAGAUUUGGUUGUUUUACGCUUCAAAUUCCUCACCUUUUACGAUCUGAACACCAAGUACGAUCUAGUACGAAUCAACCAGAUUUAUGAACAAGCAAAACAUUCAGUUCUACUUGAGGAAACUGAGACGACAGAAGAAGAAGCCAAUCUUUUCGCGGCCCUUCAGCUUCAAGCCACGCUACAACGUGAAUCUCCAGAACGAGAGACGCCAGAGAGAGAUGCGGUCGAUAUUAUGUUAGAUGAGCUGGAAAGAUCACUGGAUGCAAAUGCUACACUCCAAAGACGUGACUUGACUCAAGUUCCAGAGAUUGCUGACUAUCUACGGUAUUGCAAGCCUAAGAGAAUGUUUAAAACCUUCAAACGUGCUUACUUUGUGUUCAGAGAUCUGUACCUUUACAUGUAUAACAAUGCUCAGGAGACUAAUGCUCGUCCUCAAGCUGAUUACUGUUUGAAGGGCUGUGAAGUCGGUCAGGAGGUCAAUGUUUCCAAGUCGAUAUACCACAUUAAGAUUCAAGUCCCCACGGCUGAAGGCAUGACUGAUCUCGUGCUUAAAUGCGAUAAUGUAAGUGAUAAGGGAUAUAUUGUGAAUUUUUUUUUGAAAGUUGGUAUAGAUAGACCGAAGAUUAAUAAUAAAGGCAUUUUUAAAACCUUUUUCUAUUUGAAGUUCAAAAAUUUAAAAUAAUAGUCCUAAUCCGAAAUUUACCCAACCUUUCCAGGAGCACCACUUCUCCAAAUGGAUGGCAGCCUGUCGCCUAGCCUCGCGCGGAAAAACCAUGGCCGACGCGACAUAUUCGACUGAAGUCGAGAACAUUCGCAAAGUCCUUCAAAUGCAAGCGACGCCAAAAGAACAGAACGGCCAGGCACGUCAAAAACGUGCUCCAUCAGUUCAACUUCCAAACGACUUCAACGUCGAAGACUACGUAGCACAGCGUUAUGUUAAGAAGUCGCGAUCGAAACAAGGUCUUCAACAAAAGAUUGCUGAUGCCCAUAACAAUGUUAAAUCGUUGUCAUCAACAGAAGCGAAGUUACAGUACAUUCGGACAUGGGAAGCUCUACCUGAACAUGGUCUACAUUACUUUAUUGUGCGGUUCCAAGGUGCCAAAAAGAAUGAUUUGAUCGCCAUUACUUAUAAUAGAUUAAUGAGGGUUAACCCCGAUAACGGCGAGAUCUUGAAGACCUGGCCUUUCAAUCAAAUGCAGAAAUGGCAUGUGAACUGGGAGAUCAGACAUAUUAAGGUAGGAGAAGGACGAAUUAAAAAAAUGAAAUUUUAUAACAGAAAGUCGCAAUAAUUUUCUUUACAAAACAAAAAAUGACAAGAACUUUCUUUACAAAGCAAAAUAUGGCAAGAACUUUCUUUACAAAGUAAAAUAUAGCAAGAACUUUCUUUACAAAACAAAAAAUCAACCUUUCUCGGUGAACUUUACUUUACCUAAACUAUCAAAAUUAAUCGAAAAUCCCUUCAGAUUCAACUGGACAACGAAGAAAUCGAGUUCAAACCCCUGUCAGCCGACUGCAAGGUUGUCCACGAAUUCAUUGGCGGCUACAUCUUCGUAUCGCUCCGCUCCAAAGAACAAAGCCAAAAGUUGGACGAGGAGAAGUUCCACAAACUCACUGGUGGAUGGGCCUAA